GGAGCAGCACGCGCCUCCCGAGCAGCCGCGCGGAUUAUUUUUAAACUUUUUACCUUUUUUUAAAAACUUUAAACAAACUAAAAGUCCACCAAACUCCGAGCAGCUUCCGGUUGAACGAAUUUAAAUCUGUUCAUAAUAAUUGAAUCUGUUAUUACUCGGACUGAGCGGAGUCUGGAGGAGCAGAACCAACAGAACCAUCAGGACCAUCAGGACCCGGACCAGGACCAGGACCCGCCGGACCAGGACCAGGAUGUCCCGGGCGGAGGAGCGCGAGGACGCGGACUGUGUGUGUUCUGUCGGGAUGAAGUUCACGUGGGACAUCAACGACCCCAAACUGCCGCAGGACACAAAGCAGUUCGACCCGUUCCAGGAGUGGACAGACGGAUACGUUCGCUACAUCUACAGCGCUGAAGAUAAGAACGCCCAGAGGCAUCUGUCCGGCUGGGCCAUGAGGAACACCAACAACCAUAACUGCCAGAUCCUGAAGAAGUCGUGUUUGGGCGUGGUCGUGUGUUCCCGCGGCUGCACGCUGCACGACGGCGCCAGGCUGCAGCUCCGCCCGGCCAUCUGCGACAAGGCUCGCCAGAAACAGCAGAAUGUGUUCCAGAUGUGUUCCAGAUGUGUCCUGACUGUCUCCUUGUGUUUCCAGAUAUGUUUUUCCAGAUGUGUCCUGACGGUCUCCUUGUCUUCCAGAUGUGUUCCAGAUGUGUUCUGA
This is a messenger RNA of Perca flavescens (yellow perch), 715 nucleotides long. Its product is annotated as chorion-specific transcription factor GCMb-like. Gene Ontology annotation, molecular function: RNA polymerase II cis-regulatory region sequence-specific DNA binding; DNA-binding transcription activator activity, RNA polymerase II-specific. Lineage: Eukaryota; Metazoa; Chordata; Actinopteri; Perciformes; Percidae. Gene Ontology annotation, cellular component: nucleus. The transcript is spliced from 5 exons. Gene Ontology annotation, biological process: gliogenesis; regulation of transcription by RNA polymerase II. Bases 251 to 715 code for a protein of 154 amino acids. The record is from RefSeq and is a predicted model, not a curated record.